Arctia plantaginis is the source of this 477-nucleotide messenger RNA. The record is from the annotation of a GenBank genome assembly. NCBI's taxonomy places the organism in Eukaryota, Metazoa, Arthropoda, Insecta, Lepidoptera, Erebidae.
AUGGGUAAAAAUAAAAUGAUAGCGAAGAGUUGUCCCAAGUGUGAAAUGCAGGCAACAGUAGCGUCUAAGUCAUGCAAGUGCGGACAUACUUUCUUUGCCUCACGGAGAGGUGCGGACUCUUUGCCAGCAGUAGAAGACAUCAGACGGAGAACCGGACGAGUGAGAAGAUCCCAACCACAGUUCUAUGAUGCCCAACAUUAUCAGAAACAGAUUAAAAGACGGUCGCCAAAGAAGAGAUCCCUAUCAAGAUCAUUGGAUGAAGAUAUAAAGCCCAAAGACAAAAGUGAUAGCGCUCGUGCUCGCCGUCGUCGUGCCCUGAGGCGUGCCCAACGGCCCGCGCCCACCAAUUCCGGAGAAAGAACCCGCGACCCCACGCCGCAGCUCCGGCCCCCACAGCUGGCCAGAUGUCGACUAAUUCUUCAAGAGAUCAAUAGAAAAAUAUCAGCAGUCACUUGGCAGCCCCCAAGUGAUUCAUAG